Budorcas taxicolor (takin) is the source of this 3264-nucleotide messenger RNA. RefSeq names its product VPS54 subunit of GARP complex (gene VPS54). Gene Ontology annotation, biological process: retrograde transport, endosome to Golgi; Golgi to vacuole transport. The record is from RefSeq and is a predicted model, not a curated record. NCBI's taxonomy places the organism in Eukaryota, Metazoa, Chordata, Mammalia, Artiodactyla, Bovidae. Gene Ontology annotation, cellular component: GARP complex. The transcript is spliced from 23 exons. Gene Ontology annotation, molecular function: syntaxin binding. Bases 142 to 3075 code for a protein of 977 amino acids.
CGGGCCCAGCCGGGCUCCGGGCGGCGGCGGCCGCGGAGCAGCAGCCUCGGCGCGACGUGGAGGCUUGGAGGCGGCGGCGAUGCACUAGGCCUCGCUCUGGGGCGGCUGCCCGGGACCCGCAGUUGAGUGGUGAUUUAUGCAAUGGCUUCAAGCCACAGUUCUUCACCAGUGCCUCAAGGAAGCAGCAGUGAUAUUUUCUUUAAAAAAGAGGUAGACCCGACAAAACACAUUCGACCUGUGCAGUCACUGCCAGAUGUGUGUCCCAAGGAACCCACAGGUGAUUCAAAUAGUUUAUGUGUUGCCCCAUCUCUAGUUACAGAUCAACAUAGAUGGACUAUAUAUCAUUCCAAAGUAAAUCUCCCAGCAGCAUUAAAUGAUCCUAGAUUAGCAAAAAGAGAAUCUGACUUCUUCACAAAAACAUGGGGAUUGGACUUUGUGGACACUGAAGUCAUACCUUCAUUCUACCUCCCACAGAUCAGCAAGGAACAUUUUACAGUAUAUCAACAGGAAAUCUCUCAGAGAGAGAAGAUUCAUGAGAGAUGCAAGAAUAUUUGUCCCCCUAAAGAUACCUUUGACAGAACUCUCUUACAUACUCAUGAUAAAUCCAGGACAGAUCUGGAGCAAGUACCUAAGAUUUUUAUGAAGCCAGAUUUUGCCUUGGACGAUUCCUUAACUUUUAAUUCAGUUUUACCAUGGUCUCAUUUUAAUACUGCUGGUGGAAAAGGAAAUCGUGAUGCAGCUUCCUCAAAGUUGCUACAAGAAAAGCUGAGCCAUUAUCUGGAUAUUGUGGAAGUAAACAUUGCUCACCAGAUCUCUCUACGUUCAGAAGCAUUUUUUCAUGCAAUGACCUCUCAACACGAAUUGCAGGACUACCUCAAGAAAACUUCCCAGGCUGUAAAAAUACUUCGAGAUAAAAUUGCACAGAUUGAUAAAGUAAUGUGUGAAGGAUCACUACACAUUUUAAGACUGGCACUUACCAGAAAUAACUGUGUUAAAGUAUACAAUAAACUGAAGUUAAUGGCCACUGUACACCAGACUCAGCCUACAGUGCAGGUGUUGUUAUCUACUUCUGAAUUUGUUGGAGCAUUGGAUUUAAUAGCAACAACACAAGAGGUUCUACAGCAGGAACUUCAGGGCAUUCAUAGCUUCCGGCAUUUGGGAUCACAGCUUUGUGAAUUAGAAAAACUGAUAGAUAAAAUGAUGAUUGCAGAAUUUUCUACUUAUUCUCACAGUGACUUAAAUAGACCAUUGGAAGAUGACUGUCAAAUUUUAGAAGAGGAAAGACUAAUCUCUCUUGUAUUUGGACUUUUAAAACAAAGAAAACUUAAUUUUUUAGAAAUAUAUAGUGAAGAAAUGAUUAUUACAGCAAAGAAUAUCAUUAAGCAGUGUGUGAUUAAUAAAGUUUCACAAAUAGAAGAUAUAGACACAGAUGUUGUUUUGAAGCUUGCAGAUCAGAUGAGAAUGUUGAAUUUUCCUCAGUGGUUUGAUUUACUAACGAAUAUUUUCUCCAAGUUUACAAUUUUCCUACAGAGAGUUAAGGCAACCUUAAAUAUCAUUCAUAGUGUUGUUCUCUCAGUUCUUGACAAAAACCAAAGGACUAGAGAAUUGGAAGAGAUUUCACAACAGAAAAAUGCUGCGAAAGAUAAUUCGCUAGACACAGAAGUGGCUUAUUUAAUCCAUGAAGGCAUGUUUAUAAGUGAUGCAUUCAGUGAGAGUGAAUUAACACCUAUAGCCAUAGAUACUACCUCUCAAAGAAAUGCAUCUCCAAAUAGUGAGCCCUGCAGCAGUGAUUCUGUAUCUGAACCAGAAUGUACUACUGAUUCUUCAUCCAGCAAAGAGCAGAUAUCAUCAUCUGUUACUCCAGGAGCUGUGGAUAUUAUGGUCAAUGAAGAUGUGAAAUUAACUGACUUAGAGCUAGGAAAGCUGGCAAACAAUACCCAGGAGUUAUUGUAUAGUGCCUCAGAUAUAUGCCAUGAUCGAGCCGUCAAAUUUCUCAUGUCAAGAGCAAAGGAUGGUUUUCUUGAUAAGCUAAAUUCCACGGAAUUCAUAUCACUUUCCAGAUUAAUAGAAGCAUUCAUUUUAGAAACUGAACAGAUAUGUGGGAGAAAAAGCAUGUCAUUACUUGGAGCACUUCAGAGCCAAGCAAAUAAAUUUGUAAAUAGGUUUCAUGAAGAGAGAAAAACCAAACUCAGCCUUCUCUUAGACAAUGAACGCUGGAAGCAAGCUGAUGUUCCUGCAGAAUUUCAGGAUCUUGUUGAUUCUAUAUCAGAUGGAAAGAUUGCUUUACCUGAAAAAAAAUCAGGGGCUACAGAAGAAAGAAAACCAGCUGAAGUUCUUACUGUUGAGGGGCAACAGUAUGCUGUUGUUGGAACUGUAUUGCUGUUGAUAAGAAUUAUCCUUGAAUAUUGCCAGUGUGUGGAUAAUAUCCCAUCUGUGACUACUGACAUGCUCACUCGUCUAUCAGACUUAUUGAAGUACUUCAAUUCAAGAAGUUGCCAGUUAGUUCUUGGAGCUGGUGCACUGCAAGUUGUUGGACUAAAAACAAUAACUACAAAAAAUUUGGCUCUUUCUUCACGCUGUUUGCAGUUAAUUGUGCACUACAUUCCUGUGAUCCGGGCUCAUUUUGAAGCUCGACUGCAACCUAAGCAAUACAGUAUGCUUAGGCAUUUUGAUCAUAUCACUAAGGACUACCAUGACCACAUAGCUGAAAUAUCAGCUAAGCUUGUAGCGAUAAUGGAUAGCUUAUUUGACAAGCUGUUAUCUAAGUAUGAAGUGAAAGCUCCCGUUCCUUCUGCCUGUUUCAGGAAUAUUUGUAAGCAAAUGGCAAAAAUGCAUGAAGCUAUAUUUGAUCUCCUUCCUGAAGAACAAACGCAAAUGUUAUUUUUAAGAAUUAAUGCAAGUUACAAACUCCACUUGAAAAAGCAGUUAUCUCACUUAAAUGUGAUAAAUGAUGGAGGACCUCAAAAUGGGUUGGUCACAGCAGAUGUAGCUUUUUACACUGGAAAUCUUCAAGCCUUAAAAGGCCUUCAAGAUUUGGACCUAAAUAUGGCCGAGAUCUGGGAACAGAAAAGGUGAUGACAUACUGGAAAACUGGGUAGUUCAUCUGACCAGGGGAUGUGUGUUUAUGAUGGAAACAUGAACGCCUGUGACUCAAGAACUGAAUCUGGAGCCCACCGUGAACCGGGAUUGGGGAAGGGGAAAAGGAGUGUGUCCGUGUAGGGAAAGUGGGAUUCAGUGGGAUCUACAAGGAAUGCCAUUCGUGUG